Molecule: messenger RNA, 865 nt
Organism: Stegodyphus dumicola
Lineage: Eukaryota; Metazoa; Arthropoda; Arachnida; Araneae; Eresidae
Source: RefSeq, a predicted model, not a curated record
GUAAGUCUGAUUUUAUACUUGAGUUAUUAGCGAAAAUGAAAAUAAGUAAGAGUUCCUUGAUUGCUCAAGACAAUGACCUCUUCCGGCAGCUGUUGUCUUUACACGAUUCUAUUGCGGAAUUACGAGAACGGCAGCGACACAGCGCCUUAUGCAUGGAUGACGAUGACGAUGAUGGCGAUGACAUCGAUAUAGAAGAUCCAGUGGAUAGAAGUAGAGAUAGCAAUUCCCCGAGUCUAGAAUCACUCUCAGAUCCGGGAGAACUUCCAGAAACUUCUCCAGAAUCUACUCUGUCAUCUCGUUCUAGUCUUUCAGCCACCAGUACCGACUUUAAGCCCCACAAACACCACCACCACUAUAAUAGAUGCACAAAAUAUCGCGGUCGGUAUCGGAAGGAAGACUCCAAACAGCGUCAUCGGGCGACGUCGAACGCAAAUGACGAUUCCAGGCCUCUCAUCUUCAUCGACAAAUCUGAAAUAUGCUUCCGAUGCAGAAAGAUGGCGCCUCCUUACAGGAGAUCUAGCUCUAUAACAAGUUUAUACUAUUUGCAUGAAGAUAUGGAAUCCUACGAUUCGGGAAUUCAUUUGCAAGGAUCUCAUUCCGAUUCGGACCAUGAAAUUUUUGUAUGACGUCGUUUCAAUUCAAAGUAUAUUUGUUCUAAAUAACUUUUUGAAGAAUAUGAAAGUUUUAGUCAUUGCUUUUUAGAUCUAAACUUUAAAGGUGCUCACAGAAUUGAGAACUAUUUCCUCAAUAAGUGCACUUGCGUAUGUGUAAUAUAAAUAUUGAGAAAUGAAUGUUUUUGUAAACAAAUUUAAAAAAGUGUAUGAAAUUGUAAUGUAUGAAAAAUGUGAAUAAAAAGUUGCUUAAA